UAUAACUGAUGCUACUCUUAAGGGAUCUGUACAUUUUCCGUCAUUUUACAGCCAGACAUAUCCAGUUUAAUGUUUUUAUGUAUACAGACUGGACCAACAUUUGGGCGAAAAAUGAUGACCAGUUACCCGGCCUCAAAGGGACUGCGCGCUGCAGAACGCCGUGUGGGAUCAGCACUGAGGCUUGUCCAUCAACCUUACCACCAAGCUCGCUUACAGGGAGCACGGAACUUCAACCCAGUUCCAUACAAUGCAGAGUAUUUUGGUCACAAAUUACAUAUGGACCAAAACGAGAAACUCAUUAUGUUUGGAGUUACGCAUGUGGUAGGAGUUGAUGGAUACAGCAACAGAGUUGUUGGGCAUGCAACCAUGCCUAUCAAGAACAAUCUUACUAUCUAUGAGGAGGUAUUCAGACCAGCCAUUCUGUCCAAUGGAAUGUGGGAUCAAGUACGUGUAGACUGCGGGAAAGAAUUGUACUUAUGUCUGUUUAUGCAAGAGAUUCUAUCUGCAUACAGAUAUAAUACAGCAAGAGAGCCUUACAAACAGACGCAGGAGGCCUUGAUUCAGCUGACAGACCAGGAAAUUAUAGACAUGGAGGACCCAACCAUUCGCUUUUGUGUGUCCAAUCUUGCCUGCCAGAUUGCCCAUAUUGGCGUAGGAAGAGUAGUGGACUCAUGGAAUGCCCACAGAAUUCCAGGAAGAGGUGUCCCAAAUGCCUUGGGGGAAGGUGGUUGUUUCAAAAAGAUAAAUGAAGACCUGCUACCGAAUGCCACAGUCGCGGCAAACAUGUACUUAGGUGAAAUGGGAUCCUCACUGACCACACCAACAAUGUUUGGCAUCUACCCUUUCUUAACAGAAGAGGACUGUGCAUGUGCAGAGCAGUUCUUUAUUGAAGAGUUUCCUGACCUGACUGUCCUAUACAACAGUAUAAUUAACAAUGACUACAGAAAAUUUCAAGAAGCAGUUAUGUGCCUUAUUAAUAUUACUUGCAGAUAUUCAGAUCCUUAAAGCAGGUCUACAUAUCUCCAUUCACUCUGUGUAUUUUUAGUUUUAACUGAUUAUAGUUAUGUAAAUUAUUAAAUAAGAGGGUCUCAAUGUUGGAAAUUUAGUCAGUUAAGUGUUCUUGAUAAACAUUUAAAUACAGUAUUUCCACCAAUAUCGAUUUUUAUUAAAUCAAAUCUACCUUCAUGUACUUGCUUAGAACAUUUAUUAAACUGCAUUCAUUGAACAAUGUUAAAUACAAUUUUCCUUGAAAAUGAAAAUGAGGGCAGGCAAAUAAAAUAUCU
Molecule: messenger RNA, 1283 nt
Organism: Carassius auratus (goldfish)
Lineage: Eukaryota; Metazoa; Chordata; Actinopteri; Cypriniformes; Cyprinidae
Exons: 5
Coding region: 70-1005 (311 amino acids)
Source: RefSeq, a predicted model, not a curated record